Molecule: messenger RNA, 2008 nt
Organism: Pyricularia grisea
Lineage: Eukaryota; Fungi; Ascomycota; Sordariomycetes; Magnaporthales; Pyriculariaceae
Exons: 2
Coding region: 1064-1480 (138 amino acids)
Source: RefSeq, a predicted model, not a curated record
CCCCUUUCCCCCUUUCCCGCGAGACCCUGCAUUUGCCCCUCACAAUUAGAUGAAAUGGAUCAUUCGUGUCAGCUAUUUCUAUGACCCAAACUUGCCAACUUGUUGUACUUGAUGUUGGCUGUGAGACCCGGUAAUUCUAUGGUCGGCAUUAAUAAUCUCCCUAUUCAUUCUGGGAAAGAGGACGUCGAAACUUUGUUGUGGGAUUGAUACCGUAGCUUGCGUAGGUAGUAGAAGCAGGAUACAACGUAGCCUUGGUAGCCAGGGUAGCUUACGUGGUAGGCUUGCGGCCAGUGGCAACGAUCCGGGGAGGCAACUGUCAUCAGCUCCCGGCUUCGGCAGUGGGGCUUGGCAGCGGGCGAGAUGGAAAGUUUGUCCUAUUUUGCGGUGAUAUGUUAAUUAGGUACCUUAGGUGGGUUGCCUACUGUAUGUAAGCAGCCUCAUGACCAGCAGAUUUCUGACGAUUGACCUCGUGUUUCUUUAGUUACCGGAAACUGAUUGUAUCGGGCUGGGGUUUUAACCUUGCUGUUUGCCAACGUUUGGAAUUCAGCGCAGCAAAACCCGUUCAUGUUUAGCGACCCUAUUUUUGUCCUACUGCAUGUGUACCAGGCACCGCAGCACCUGAUGCAUCGCCUAAGUUCUGGAGGCAAACGGUGACAUUCGAGUCAAGAGACAGCGGAGACGAUCCCAUCAGAUCGGCGUUCCUUGGUCUGCAUUAACCUUCAAGUCCACGUCACCGAGAUCGUAUUUUCAGGUCGUGUUGGAGAAAGGGUGAACAAAAGCUUCUGGGAUACAACCUUAACCUCGGCGCCCCUAUGCUACUUUAACCUUUUGACCGCUGAAUAUUAAUCUUGUAUAUAUUCUGCAUCAAUCCGCACCUCAACAGGUUAGGUCGAUCACAACCAGUAUUACUCUGUACACCAUUCACUCGCUGCCAGACCAACCAACCGACAUAUAAUUAGCCCACUUGCGUACAUAAAUUCGCACGAAUACUUCAUUGGCUCAGAUACCUACAGUACAGAGUAAUAACCUAUCGUUUUAAAAAAUAAAAAUUAAGCCCACCACCAUGAUGCAGCUCCUCGCCACCGCCCUCACAUUCGCAGCAGGCGCCGCAGCUUACAUCAACGGAAUGAGCGCACCCGCAACGGUGAAGCGCGGCGAGGCAUUCACUGCCCAGCUCAAUUCGUCCAUCUACAUCCAAAAUUAUAACGACUUUGGAGUCGUGUGGGGCCUUUCGCGGUCUAACCUGAACGCGAGCGCUUGCGCCGGCUGCGUCGGCCGCUUCCUCGGGUACACGAACCUGUUUGGCAACACGCCAGACGUUAAGGUGCCGUCGUCGGGUACCGUCGGGGUGCAGGUCACUGUGCCGGCCGACCAGUUGCCGGGCGAAUACAAGCUGGUUGCUGGCGCUAGCUACCUCGUUGGUGCUUCGGGAGUAACUGGGUUCAAUUAUUUUAACAGCACAAUCCAGGUUACUGAGUAAUGGGUUGUCACGAAUGUUUUGUAUCUAAGUUCGAUUGAUUUCAGAACAAACAAAACAAAACAGAAGAAAAAAAACACGAGUACAUGAAUCAAUCUGCUUCUCUCGAAUCGCGCUGUGAGAUACCAAGCCGGGCUGGUCGGCUUCUUGUCAAAUUUCAAUUGUUGCCUGCCAAGACAGCCGGCCGCCACCUGGAUUUGCCAACGAAGGGCGGCUCAAUCUCCACAAAAAAACGGAAAUGUGCUGGACUGUGCACAGCCGCAGGUCGUGGAACCAAUCGUGCCACGCCAAUGUACGCAUUGGCGCGUUGAAAAAGAAACGUGUUGACGCCAAGCCCUUGCUGUUCAUCACAACAAGUACCAUCACUCGGUAACACGCGGUACUUUGUAAGAUCGGCACCAGUCCGUCUCGGGAACCACAAAAGAAUCUCUCCAGCACUGUGCCCAUUUUGGUUCGCCCCCUUCUGUGGUUACUGAAAGAGAACGAUACAGAUCAGGGCUGAAGUGCAGAUCCGCCAAAAAAAAAAAAAAA